AUGGAUCUUUAUACAAAUUGGACAGAAUUUACAUCACCAUGGGAUUUAUUAAUUGAUUGUAUAUUAUUAAAUGAACAAUAUACAAAUGCUAGUAAUACAUUAUGUAUUGUAUCAACAAUAUUUGGUAUAUUAAUGGGUUAUAUAUUUCCAUUUAUUGGUUUAUUUAAUAUUAUAAGUAAUUGUAUAAUUAUUAUUAUAUUUUUUAAUUUAAUGAUUCAUUAUAAUAAACAAUUUUUAUUAUUAGCUAUAUUAUCUAUAACUGAUAUUGGAAUUAUUUUAUUUGUUGGUUGGUUAAGAUUAUUUCCAACAUUUGGUUUACCAUAUAUCACGUCAGGAACAAUUUAUUAUUUUAUAUUAACUAGAUCUACUAUAAGUUGUAAAUUAUUUACAUUUUUUCAAGGAUUUUUUUGUACAUUAAGAGGGAAUUUAUUUAUUUUAUUAGCUAUUGAUCGUUUUUUAUUAAUUUAUAAACCAUUAAUUUAUAAUAAAUUUUCUAAUCAAUUAAAUUGGUUAUUCAUAUUGAUUAUUAUGAUGAUAACAAUAAUUAUAAUAUUACCAUUAACAAUAUUAGCUGAUUUGAUUGAAAUACGUCAAUUAAAUGUAUGUUGGUUUUUAGAUAAUACAAAUUAUUUAUUAAUCCAUCAAGCAUUAUUAUCAAAUACAUGUCCAUUACAAUUAACAUUAGUAACAUUAGUUGAUUUAUUAUUUUUAAUUAAAGUUAUUAAAUGGACACGGAAUUUACAACGAGUAAGUCAUUCAACAUCAUCAUCAUCGACAUUAACAUCAACAACAACAACACCAGCAACUAAUAAAAUCAAUAUUUCAUUAAUUGUUACUAUGCUUAUAUUACAAAUUGUAGCUUUCUUAUUUUCAUUACCUAAUAGUAUUGUUUAUUUAAUAUCAUUAACUAUUGAUUUUCAAUUGAUUAGUUCAGAUAUAGUACGUUUAUUAGUAAUAACAAGUAAUAUGUCAUGGAAUUUAAUAUUUUUUCAAUCAUCAUUUAAUAUAUUUAUUUAUUAUUAUCGUAUACGUAAAUUUAAACAAUUAUUAAAACAAUGGAUUUUAUAUUGUCAAUGUUAUCGUCAUAAAUCAAUUCAACAAACUACUUCAAUAACGAAUCGUUAA
Messenger RNA from Schistosoma margrebowiei, 1125 nucleotides. The record is from the annotation of a GenBank genome assembly. NCBI's taxonomy places the organism in Eukaryota, Metazoa, Platyhelminthes, Trematoda, Strigeidida, Schistosomatidae.